AGAUGGAAUAAUACAACGAUUGAUGUUGGUUCUUGCCGUCGUGAUGGGCCACCACCAAAAGAGAAACGCGAAACCUGUGGAGACAUACUGAGAGACUCGCGAAUGCUCCAGCUUCUCUUCAUCAACGGCUUCAUACAGUUCGUAAUGGCAUUCUACUACUUCGGGCUCUCCUUUCUCUCUGUUGACUUGAGCGAUGACCGUUUCACGGCUUAUAUGCUGUCGGCGUUUGUUGAAUUGCCACAGGAUAGAACCAACGUGAACUGUGGACUUGUGGUGUUACCCUUGAUGCUGUACGCUGGAAGACGGAUAUUAUGCCUGGUUUCGAUGGUUCUGCAGGGUUUAUUUGUCAUGGUGGCUCCAUUCCUGAAAGAUUCGCAUUGGUCAAUGGUUACCUCUUUUCUAGUCGGAAAGCUCAUAAACAGUGUAACCUAUGCAGUACAUCCUAUCUACAUAUCGGAAAUGACGCCAACAUCUGUAAGAUCCUUGUCGUAUUCGAUUAUCAACAUACCACAAAGUAUAGGAAUCAUUGUGGCACCAUAUCUUCGCCAUAUUAGCCUUGGUCCGGAAUACGCGAAAUUCGUCGUCGUUGGACUGUUAUGCAUUAUCGCCGGAGUUCUCUGCGUUUUUCUACCCGAAACGAAAGAUCGCCCAAUGCCCCCGGAAAUCAAAAGUCUGACCGCAACAGAUGAUCAUACCGUUGACAACAGAGACAGAGAAGAGCUGCUAAGAGAACAAGAAUUGGAUGACAGCGAGAAAAACUCAUCUGAGGAAGAUGUAAUGCUUCAUCAAAAGGAUUGA
Messenger RNA from Ostertagia ostertagi, 798 nucleotides. NCBI's taxonomy places the organism in Eukaryota, Metazoa, Nematoda, Chromadorea, Rhabditida, Trichostrongylidae. The record is from the annotation of a GenBank genome assembly.